GCAGCGCAGCGCAGCGCGGGGCGCAGCGGGAGCCAUGGGGAACCGCGUCACCCGUGAGGACUUCGAGUGGGUCUACACGGAGCAACCCCAUACGCAGCGCAGGAAGGAGAUCCUGGCAAAGUAUCCGGAGAUCAAGACUCUGAUGGGACCUGAUCCACAUUUAAAGUGGAUUGUAUCUGGAAUGGUUUUCGUACAGCUUCUGGCAUGCUACCUGGUGAAAGAUUUAUCUUGGAAAUGGAUUUUCUUCUGGGCUUAUGGUUUUGGGGGUUGCAUCAACCAUUCGCUGACCUUAGCCAUCCAUGAUAUUUCACACAACGUCGCCUUUGGGAACAAGCAGGCCAAGUGGAACCGGUGGUUCGCAAUCUUUGCCAACUUGCCGAUUGGCAUCCCUUACUCUGCCUCCUUCAAGAAAUACCACAUUGACCAUCACCGGUACCUGGGAGGGGACAGCUUGGAUGUGGACAUUCCCACGGACUUUGAAGGCUGGUUUUUCUGUACACCCCUUCGGAAACUGCUUUGGCUUAUCCUCCAACCUCUGUUCUACAGUCUGAGGCCACUGUAUGUGAACCCCAAAGCGAUUACACAGAUGGAAAUUUUCAAUGCUCUUGUACAGUUUUCUGUAAACCUUAUCAUUUACAACCUUUGGGGACUCAAACCUGUUGUUUAUUUAAUAGCAGGUACGCUUCUUUGCUUGGGUUUACAUCCCAUUUCUGGGCACUUCAUAGCAGAACACUACAUGUUCUUAAAAGGGUAUGAGACAUACUCUUAUUAUGGACCUCUGAACUGGCUCACCUUUAAUGUAGGAUACCACAUGGAGCAUCAUGACUUCCCCAGCAUUCCUGGAUGCAGAUUGCCCAUGGUGAAGAAGAUUGCAGCGGAGUAUUAUGAUAACCUCCCACAUCACCAGUCCUGGAUUCGAGUUCUGUGGGACUUCGUUUUUGAUGACUCUAUUGGUCCUUACUCAAGGGUUAAGAGACUGUGCAAGCUGGCAAAGGAAAGCUAACGGGCUGGUCCGCCUGUGGCAGUGGGGUGUGUUUUUCCACACUUGACUUCAGUUUUCACAUGACUUCAGUUUUCUGCGGAAAUAGGAGGAUCUCUGUGUGUGGUGAAUUAAUGUUGGUGCAUGCUGCUUAGACCAAGAGGAUGAGUGUGAUAAUUAAGCAAUUGAAUGCACUAUUUUAGACUACUGAUACUUUUUAAUAAAGGAUGUUUGUAUAUGUAACCCUCAGAAACUAGGUUAGAGUGAAUUAUGAUCAGGUGAACCUCUGGUCUAGGCUUUGAAUUAACUUCCUGGGGCACACAUGCCCAAGCCUGAGUUUUGGCCUGGUCUGCAGUGGAGAAUGUUUGCUGUGUGUUACAUGUGACCAUGUGUGUGUAUAGUUGAGGACUAGUUUCUCUCGAUGCCAGAUUAGAAGUGGAUGCUCUGCGUGCACAGGACUGUGGAAGCAGGGAGGACUGGCAUGCAGUAGUAAAUGACACUCUCUGGAGAACACAAGGGUGCCUUUUGCUCAAUGUCUUGUCUAAUCUAAUAAUCUUCUGAUAAUUGCUAGUAACAGAGAUUUUGUAUAUGCAAUGAAAUAUGUUUAUAUUUUUGUAUAUUUGUAUCAUUAUUUUAGUAGCUGCUCUUUGAUCUUUAUUCCAGGGAUUUGUCUAAACCUUUUCUGAAUGCAUUUCCAUGAGGAUCUAAUACUCACUGUAGCAAACUGACAGAUCUGAACUGUGGCAGGGAGAAAUCCUUCCUUUAGUCUUCCACCCGCUGCCCUGAGCAGCAGCAUGGAUGUGCCUCUGGAGGAACUGCCUGGUCCUUUCUCAUUCACCUUUUCAACUGUAUCCAUAACUUCAUGUUUCUCAUGCAUUUCCCCACUGUAAGUCCUUCUGGGAAUGGAGAGUUUCUAGUUUUAAUUGUUCCUUGUCAAGAUUGUUAGCACUCCAGAUCACCCUUCUUGAUCUGCUCUGUAUUAUACCCCUCUCUGUGCAUAGGAUUUAGGAAGGUCUGUCAGUGAAGAUGUAGAGAUGCUAUGGUGGUAUUUGUUCCUAACUGCUUUCGUAACAAUGGUAAUUUUUUUCCUCUGUCAUUCAAGGGGCACUGACUUGGCAUUUGGGAAGCAUAUGAUACUCCAGCUAUAUAAAAUUGUCACUGAUGGUGUUAAGAGGAUGGAAUGCAGAGAUGGGGCGGUUUAUCUCCCUACAUCUCUUACUUGGUGCUAUUGACCUUCAUCUGUCAUUUCUGCCCACUGGAAGACACGAAUCUUCCUGCCUGUCCUCUCCAACAGUAAACUUGUGGCUAUCCUCAAUAAUUCCCUGUCAUCAAAAACCUUAAUCAACAUACAUUUCUCUAAGCAGAACGAUAUCUUGGGAGUCAGGAAUUCAGAUGUUCAGAUGCCAUCUAGUAUCUUCCCAUCACCCUGGAAAGCUGGCAAAGUAUUUCUUUCCUUACUAAGUGGUUAAAAGAGAGAUCUGUAUAGGUGCUCUUGCCUUCUAGCCCCCUAACAGUUGGGUUUUUUUCUUCUGGAAAUCCAUGGCUGUAACAAAGAAAAGGAUUAUUGUGCAGUCUCAUCAGUCUCUCAAAUUAGACCUGGAAAGCCUGAUUUCCUCAAUAAACACAAUUUUGUUCCCUGCUCCAGAAGCACUGUAUCCAGUGAGCCAGUGUCCAUUCACUAGCCUGGCAUACAGCCAAGCUAGCCUGCUGCAAUUUGGGUUCCUCCUCCUCCAUUUCCCCUUCCUUCAUUUUUCUCACCCAUCUGAUUUUGGCAAAUGGGUAAAUAAAUAUCCUGAUAUGCUCAGCAGAGCAAGAUCCUUUGUAAUACAGGGCUGAAUACCAGUUUAUUCACAGAUAUGGUUUUGUGCUUUUGGAUAAGAAGAACUGGGCUUCCUCAGUGAAGAACAUAGUUGUCAUUAUGUCUUAAUUAUUAAAGCUGCUUUUCUCCCAAAGGAAGAGGUGUUUAUGUGGGAACUUCCAUUACCUUAUUUGUAUCAGUGCUUAUGUCAGGGAACCUUAGUUUUUUAUUAAUUUACUUCAGUGCUGCUGGCACUCUGAUCAGGUAUUCAACUUUCCCAUGUCCUUAGCAGCCGUUCCUCAACUCUCUUGUCCAACGUAGCAAGUUAAUAUAAAAACCACAAUAAAGAUUAUGCUAUC
Molecule: messenger RNA, 3136 nt
Organism: Chiroxiphia lanceolata (lance-tailed manakin)
Lineage: Eukaryota; Metazoa; Chordata; Aves; Passeriformes; Pipridae
Gene: DEGS2
Product: delta 4-desaturase, sphingolipid 2
Exons: 3
Coding region: 35-1003 (322 amino acids)
Biological process (GO): ceramide biosynthetic process; sphinganine metabolic process
Cellular component (GO): membrane
Molecular function (GO): sphingolipid delta-4 desaturase activity
Source: RefSeq, a predicted model, not a curated record